Messenger RNA from Danaus plexippus (monarch butterfly), 1062 nucleotides. Its product is annotated as 15-hydroxyprostaglandin dehydrogenase [NAD(+)]-like. The transcript has a single exon. Gene Ontology annotation, molecular function: oxidoreductase activity, acting on the CH-OH group of donors, NAD or NADP as acceptor. Gene Ontology annotation, cellular component: cytoplasm. The record is from RefSeq and is a predicted model, not a curated record. Bases 79 to 831 code for a protein of 250 amino acids. NCBI's taxonomy places the organism in Eukaryota, Metazoa, Arthropoda, Insecta, Lepidoptera, Nymphalidae.
UAUAUUUUUAGUCUCAUGAUGUGAGAGUUGGUAUUAACUGCUUAUUCGGUUUUUAAUGUCAAGUUUGUAUCUCUGAAAAUGGCAAGAGAGCUAAAUAAUAAAGUUGUCGUAAUAACGGGAGGUGCGGCUGGUAUCGGAUGCGAGAUAGCAAGAAGAUAUUUACAAAGAGGUGCUAAGGUCACUAUAAUUCUUGACAUUGACGAAAUACAAGGACAAGAGACCGCGAGGAAUCUCUGCACAAAAUACGGUGCUAAUAGAGCAAUUUUUAUGAAAUGCGAUGUCACUACGGAUUUAGAAACGGUUUCAAAGAAAAUCUUCGAAAGUUUUAAGAAUGUUGAUGUACUGGUAAACAACGCUGGUAUAUUAAAUGUCCAAUCGUCGAAAAAUACAAUCGACGUCAAUAUUCAAGCUCUAAUUGAUUGGUCCAUAACAUUUUGGAAUCAUAUGCGGAAAGAGAAAAAUGGUAAAGGAGGUACAAUACUUAAUUUAGCCUCUAUUUAUGGAUAUAGAGUGGAUCCAUAUCUACCCGUCUAUCAAGCUUCGAAGUUCGCUGUUAUGGGUUUUACAAAAUCUCUAGGCCAUCAAUAUAAUUACCGCAGAACAGGAGUCAGAGUUAUUGCUAUAUGUCCUGGCUUCACUGAAACUAAACCAAUAACUGGGUUCAAGACUUGGGACGAUGAAUACAUAGCCGAAGAUUUCUCAAACUUUGUUCAGAAACAGUUAUGGCAAAAAGUGGAUGCGGUCGGCAACGUUGCUGUAGAGGCUUUCGAAAGAGGAAACAGCGGAACUGCGUGGUUAAUAGAAGGAGGUAACCCCAUUGUUGAGGUUUAAUUUAUGUCAAAUAGAUUGUUACUUUACAUUACAUUCAUAAUUUUGCUUACGAUUAUCAUACACCUUUUUAAUGGAACAUAUAAUUACUAUAAAAAAUAUAUUUUUUAAAUGUAUAAACUUCAAUAUUAACUUUUGUACCGAAGGCAGAUUGAAUUGAAAAAAAGAUUAAGACUUUAAAGAAGCAAAACUUUUUUUUAAUUAGAAAUGCAAAUAAGUGGUGGCAAAAAAAAA